This is a messenger RNA of Solanum tuberosum (potato), 1967 nucleotides long. RefSeq names its product ankyrin-3-like. NCBI's taxonomy places the organism in Eukaryota, Viridiplantae, Streptophyta, Magnoliopsida, Solanales, Solanaceae. Gene Ontology annotation, cellular component: membrane. Gene Ontology annotation, molecular function: protein binding. The coding region runs from base 16 to 1908 and encodes 630 amino acids. The record is from RefSeq and is a predicted model, not a curated record. The transcript is spliced from 5 exons.
AACAAGUUAGCUAUAAUGGGAAGAAAUCGCACCAAUUCAAUAAGUCAUCGUGAAUCUGCAGCUUACACUGCAACUAAGUGUAACGAUACAAAAUCGAUCGAAAUUUUACGCGAUUUUUGGAGAGAAGAAGUUGUUUUCCCAAUCGAUAAUCGUGGUGACACGAUUCUCCAUUUUAUCGCCAUUCAUGGAAAUGUGAGUGCGCUAAAAUUACUUAUCGAGGAACGACCAAUAAGUGGUCAAGAUUUAAAGAUUCAAAAUAAAGAUGGAAAUACAGCUUUGCACGAAGCUGCUAGGUUUGGACGAUUAGAAAUUGUGAAGGUGAUGGUGAGUUUGGAUAGCGAAAUUUUAUUCGAGAGGAAUAGUAAGGGAGAGACACCAAUUUAUGUUGCAGCUGCGCAUGGAGAAAAAGAAGUGUUUACUUUUCUAGCUGAUAAUAAUUUGUGUGAUGAAUUUACUAUGACGAGGAACGAUGGAAGCAACGUACUUCAUGCAGCCGUAGCUCACGAGUGUUACUACUUUGCAAUACAAUUAUUGAAAAUGUAUCCAGAAUUAGCAAGAAAACAGGACAAAAAGGGUUGGAGUGCAUUAAAUGUAUUGGCCACAAAGCAUUUGUCUUUUAAGAGUGGAUCAAUUUAUGCACUCCAACAAAUGGGGACUGCCCCUUUUCUUCCUAUGCAAGCCCUUGAAACCUUUAUAUAUUUCUGCAUACCAGCAAUGUAUGAAGAGUCAAAACCUAAUUACAACUUGGAGGAUCCAGAGACUACUACUAUUGAUCAUGUUCUCAUUAAAAGAAAAAGAUCUUCAUUUGUUAAUUUCCUAUUAGGUAAUGCAUGGUUGGGAGUAAUGGAUGAUGAAAAGCAAAAGCAUAUUCUUGCAUUAACAUUAGCAAGAAUAUUGAUUAAGGAGGAAGAUUGGAAUUUCUAUGCAAAUAAUUGUGUAGAAAAUCCACUAAUACAAGCAACAAAACUUGGUAUAAAUGAGUUAAUCAUUGAAAUUAUACAAAAUUACCCUCAAACAAUAGAAACCAUAGAUGAAGAGGGAAAAAAUAUACUACAUAUUGUAGUAGAACAAAAAAAUAGGCUCAUAUUUGAUUACAUUAUGAAAAAUGUAUCACACAUAGAUAGGUUGCUUGUUGAUAUUGAUCAUCAUGGAAAGACCAUAUUGCAUUUUGCAGCAAGUGUUGGAUCACCAUUCAAAUUUUCCACAGAGGAACCACCAAUUGAAAAAACAAGGGGUUAUAAAACAUUGAUACUCAUGGCAUGGGGUGUACUAUGGUUUAAGCGUGUAAAAUAUUGUGUUCAUCCACGUUUAUGGACAAUGAAGGAUGAUAAAAACAUGACUCCAAAAGAGCUAUUUGAUCAAAAUCAUUCAAAUGUAUGCAUAGAAGCAGAGAAAUCAAUCAAAGAUUUAGCAAAUCCAGCUCUCAUUCUAUCAACACUUCUAUGCACAAUCAACUUCGCCGCGGUUUUUACAAUCCCAGGAGGCUUUGAUGACAAAUCUGGACUACCUAUUCUCUUAUCAAAACCACAAUAUUCAGAGUUAUGGAUGUUGAUGUUUUUCAUAGGUGCAGCACUUUAUGAUUCAGUCUUCACAAUGGGAACUGUGUUAUCAGUACUACUCUCAAAAUUUGAUUCUGAUGAUUUCUGCAUUGCUUUGCCAAUCAAGUAUUGCACAAUCAUUAUUUCUGUUUAUUAUUCAACAGCAUUCACAGUUUUAGGUUGUGUACAAGCUCUUAAUGUUGAGAAUAUAUUUAUGGACAAAGAUGUGUGGUGGUUAGUUUUUCUUUUAAUGUGUCUUGGGUGGUAUAUGGGUUUAAUAGUUUUAGAUGUAUGUUAUAUUGUCUUUGAUUAUGUCUACUAUUUCCUUCAUUAUUCCUUUCUUUUUAAAGGGAACAAAUAUGUAAUGUAAAAAAGGUGUAGUUUGCAAGAUGUGUUGCAUUUUUAUCUAUGUAUUUUGUUGGAAUUAAU